This is a messenger RNA of Schistosoma mattheei, 5731 nucleotides long. The record is from the annotation of a GenBank genome assembly. Lineage: Eukaryota; Metazoa; Platyhelminthes; Trematoda; Strigeidida; Schistosomatidae.
CUCCAGUGACACAUUAUUUUGACUGUGUUGGUUCAGCGUUCCGUAGACCUCUGUAAUGAGCGACUUUUCUUCGAAAUUUGCUCAGCUAAGCGUGCGGUCGGAGAAAAGUAGUCACAAUGACUUACCUAACGUUCAGCGUGCCAAUGGGGAUGAAGAAAAGGGUUCUAAGGGUAACCCAUGGAAGCCAAUAGUCCCUAGUUCCGAAAACAAUUCUUUGGAAGCGGACGCUUGGCCUGAACCAUCGGCACCUACUGAACAACGGCGUAUUACUCGCAUUGCAGAGGAAAAGCCCAAAAGAAAGUUGAAGUGGCAUAAUUACGAAGUAGAUGAUACUACUUGUGGUUUCCCUCGAGGGCGUGGUCGCCAUACAGUUGGACCGUUUGCCGGAGCUAACUACACCAGUAGUAAUGUCAGGCCGUUUCGCAGGGGUAAGAGAUUAACGUUCUGUAAUUCUUCAGGUUAUGGAGGUUACCGAAGUCGCAUCUUACCUGAUGCAAACAGAGGUCGAAACAGUAAUGGGUUCUAUCGUCAUCCUGGUCGUUUAGGAAACGUACGACCAGUUAGUGAACCUAAAGAAAAUCUAAACGAACCCAGUCAAAAGAAUAGUCCAGUUCAAGCUAGUGAUUCGUGUAGCGUCUCAGUUGAUGUUCAUUUGACUACAGAUGUAUCAGCUCAUGACGAAAAGGUUUCAGAUCGCGGUUUACAUCUGUCAGAAUCAGUUGAUGUGUCAGGUCAACAAACAGACACAGACUUGCAAAAUAACAAACCAAGCUCAGUUUCCUCUAUGCCUAAUCCAACACCCCGCAAAGUUUACCGCGAGAGAUCCAAUGUUUCGUCGCAGUCGGGUAGCCAGUCAACUAACAUCCCAUCUAAUUAUGAUGCAGGUCCCGUUGGUCGUGCGAGACGAUCAUAUCAACGCCAGCAUCAGCCAAUGUUCCCUACCGAAACCGAUAGUCACAAUUUGAAUUCACACUCUACUCUGGUUGCGAACUCCUCCAUCCAACCUCUUAUUCCCUUUCAAACUCUACCUCAAAUUGCAUAUAUCAUCCCAGGAGCACCUGCAACAAUGCUGACCCCUGCCUUACAGAUUGCACAAACACCUGCUUCACAUACAAUAAUUCCUACCGUGUCGCUACCAAACACUCAAGUCCUACCCACUCAGCCGACAAUACAACAUCCUAUUGGAGGUCUACCACAUCUUCCGGUCGAAAAUCUCCCCAUACCUAUUCUUCCAGAUGGAUCAGCUGUUCAGUCAGUACAUCCCAGUUUCAACCCACAAUCAUCCAUGACGUCUACCGGUACAGAACAACCAAUUGAUACCCCUGAAGUGGUUGAUGUAACUCAGGUCAUUGCAUACAUUAACGAGGUGGGAUGGAGAAAAGUAGUUUUUCCCACAAGCCUUCGGGAGCAUCGUGCAGUCGCUGCUGCUAUAAAAGAUGCUCUAGGGUCAUCAAACCACGACUUAGCGGAUCUCACUGAAUCAGCGGUUAAUAAAAAUGACUUGUCCAACCAGUCAACUACCCAACCUCGUACCGAUGAUGCACCUUCAAGACCAAUAAAAGCUGACGAUAUUAUCAUAGUUGAAGAUCGCGUGUUUUUUGUCCCGAAAAAUGUAAAUCGAACCAAGUUUCUAAAGUUCCUAUCGAAACUAGAUUAUAUUAAGCAUCAUGUCGAAUAUUACUUCAGUGAAAGCAAUCUACAACGUGAUUCCCACUUGCGUGCGAUACUAACUGCCAAUCAAGAUGUUUGCCCUCUAUCCGAGCUGUUACAGUUCAAUAGACUUCGCUGGGUGUCCGCUACUGAAUCCGAAUUGCUAGAUGCCGUUUCCAGCAGCAACGUCUUGUUGGUCGUGCUUUCCCCCGAUGGAUCACCAGCUGGAAUUACUCGAGUUUGUCCAACAAUGGUAAAACAUUUCAAUGAAGGCUGUCCUCCAUCCGUCGAGUUUGGCUAUGUGCGUCCUGUAAAUCAAGGUGUAAGUUUGGCAACUUCGGUUUCUGAUCAAAACACAAUUGUUGUGCAAGUAUCUUCAGCAUCCGGUCAAUCUCUUACACAUCCCAAUGUUGAUCCUUCAAAUCAAAAUAUCUCAAUCCUGAGUCCGGUCUCAGCUCAUUCAUUUGGAAGUCAGGUUUCCGCAAACAGUAACAACACCCCUUUUCCAUGUGCAACACAGGUUUUGGGAGUUUCGGGUCAAUCCAUGAGCUCCGUUCCUCAUAAUUCGCUUCCGAACUAUAUUCAAUCUUCCGCUCACGUCUUGACUCCGAACAAUUUCGGGAUUUUGACAAACACUUCACCAGGGAAUAUGAUAUAUUCUAGUUCUUCACCCUCACAGCAGCACGCGUCAGUUACUUCUCCGUUCUACCAAUCCGACCUCGGUCCACAAUCUACAAUUAGACCAGCACAAGCUUUUCAUUGUCCGCAACUUUACACUCAAAACCAGGCUGCUGCGUUUAUGGCCGCAGCUGCCAAUCAAUGUAGUUUGUUAGCGUCAGGGCCCAGCACUACAGUUUUGCCUCCGUCAGACCCGAAUACUGCGUCCUUCAUAUCCGCAUUAUACCGCCUUGCCACUCCAGGUAGCCCGGCGCCUAUUGUUGGGACGUAUGUACCUUCCGUUGGAAAUCCUAACAACAUGUCUCCUGCUGCUCCCAAUUCAGCUGUGUUUCUCCAAUUUAUUCCAGGAGCUCAUCCUGGCCAAACUAACGCCUAUUUCGCACCUCCAAUUAGUUGUCCGCCAGGCACAAACUCACUGUUAAGCCGUUCCGUUCCUGCACACGCUAGCGGAAUGUGGAUACCACUCAACCAAGGUUCUGGUGCGAACGGUGGUAUUGUUCCGACGCUUCCUUACCAACCGUAUGUGGCACUCACUCAGGCUCAUCCGAGCCUAUCGCUUUCCAAUAAUCCGAGUGGUAACGGAGGGUUGUACGCUGUAACGUCUUCUCACUCAUUCCCAACCGCCUUUGGAACUGUUCCUACUUUAACUAUUGGUCCUGAUGUCUCUGGCUUUGGUGUUCAGAAAAUGUUCAGUCAUGCUCAUUCACUAAGCAGUCCACAUAGUUUCACAAAUCACCAAUCACCCGUUACUUCAAACGCGAACGUGACAGCAAUAAACACACCAACCGGACAUACUUCUCAAAUCAAUGUAAAUCAUAGUUCAGUUCCAGGUUCACAGCCAUCAAACAGUAACUUGGCUUUGGGUAAACGAAUACCUACAAACAACACUCAAACAUGAAUCUAGGUCUUUCCAUAAGAUUUUACCACAUCCCUUGCUAUGUACAGUGUACAGUUCCCCUUGUCCACAGAUUCUUUAUAACCUUUUAUCCCUUAAUAGCUAGCGACAUUUCUAAAAUUUCAGACAGUUACCUGUCAUCUCUUUGCACAGCUAUAGCAGUUGUCUAGUCACUAGUUCCUGCAUAUGCGAUAUCUGUACUCACAGUUUGUGCCUUGAAUCGUUUGUUUUUAACAUUUCGAAUUAUUUUGUAAUUAAAAAUAUGCGUACUUUCUUCCGAAGCUAACCUUCAAAUGGCAUACGUAGCUAAUAUCGGACAAGUUUUUACGGUUUGCUGCCUGUGAUAUGAACCUUUAGGUUUUAUGACUUUCGUUCAGGCUGUGCCUGUCAUCCAUUUGUAGGUAUUUUAUUCGAACUCAGAGCUGGUUGUCUUAAAAUUUAGUCCUCAUAUUAAUUGAUGUAUUACUUCAGAUAUAGUUCACAAAAAGUGUAAAUGCUUUUAGUUCCCAUGUGUUCAUGCCCUAAGUGCUCUUCGUCUGUCUUCCAGUGUAGUGGGGUGCAAACUCCCGAAAUUAAAUUAGGUUUCCUCAUUUCUCACUUCCUAAUGUCACCUAGUAUAUUUAUCCAAUUGUAGUUUACCACUAGUAAUUCUUGUUCAUUCCAUGAAUGCUGUCCAUUGUAAAUAUUACCUUUAUCAUUUAGUCUCGAAUGUCUACAUUCUUUUAUGUUUAUCUUACUGGUUUCGGUACCUAAUACCUUGCUAACUAAUUUGUCGCAACAAGUCUUUAGUGUUUCCUAUUAUCUUCAAGCUUUCUUAUUCUCAUUUGUUAUUAUUCAGAUUCUUUAAAAAUAAACGUCCAAAAAAAUGUGUAUCCUGAGUAUUUGUUCUUUUUACAGCACUUUAGGUGUUGAUAAUAUCGUUUGUGUAAGAUAAUACGUAAGAGCAUGUUAGUAUUUCUGACCGAUGCAUUUCGGUUGUAAGAAUUCCCUUCAUUUGCUUGAUGGAAAGAUUGUGUUCUACCCAUGUUUCAGUAAUAUCAUUGAGCUAGUCCUCCCACCACUAAAGUGGCGUAUUACGUCAGCAGUCCCGCCAAUUCGUGUCCAAAAAUAGCGACUAGAGGUCACUCGUGGUGAAGGUAAAUCUAAUUUAUAUACAAGGUGGUGCAAUGGCAGCGCUGCCUUAAUUCUCAAACUAUCCUUAGCGCCUCAGAAUGUUUUAGAAGUUCACAGGUUGACGUAUCUAUAUAGGCAACUUUAUUCUUAAUACACUGUCGGUAGUUAAAAAUCAUUAUAUUGCUAGUCUACCUAUUGACCAAUUACCACUCGAUACAGAGGGUUAUCGCUUUCAUAUCUUCGAAAUGAUAAAUUGAGUGUAUAUGUACUUUAGGAUUGCGUCGUCCUGCUGAAUGAGUGUUAUAUGUGAAAGCAGUGGUAUCUAGUUUGUCAGAUGAUUGGAGGCGGUUGCCAGUAAAUAACGCUAGACGUCGGUGCCUUCCGAAUCAGCAUUCGUCAGUAAGACAUUCGGAUUAUUGAGGGAACAAGGGCUCUGUGAGAUCCGAACAUAGGUUAUUCGACGUUACAAUUUGGGACGUUCCCACUGAACUAGUCUGGUUGCAGCUGAACUGUAAGAAUAUAGUAGUCACAGUUGAUUGUUCACUGUGUGUUGGCUUUUGUCCAAAGUUUCAUGUUAGUCACCUCCAACCACCUACCAUGAUGUGUUUUGUGUUGCAUCGAGUCAUUCAGGUUGGUUGGCUUACUGAAACUAGAUCUGUAGAAUUCAAUCAAUGUUACAGAAUUGUACAAACAUUACAUUGGUCAUUACUUAGUGACCAGUCGAUUGUGUCUAUUUCUGCUGAAAUAAACGUUCUCAGUACUUGAGUAUACCUGAGCCAAUCAUAACUAGUACGAUUGGGGUGAAUUUUGUUUAGGUGGCUAAGUUACAUCUCUUAAGAAAUGAAAUUCAUAAGCUAUGAAUACAUUCAUGCCUGAAUUGUUUGUGAUGUAUGCAGCUUAUGGUAGAACUACAUUUAUUACAAUAGUUUUUAUUACAAUUUAAUCAAGUUAACAAUAGGUAGGGAACUAUGAUAUUAAGCUUUAUGUUUGGUCCGUAGCACAUUGUUGAUAGAUAAGUGUGAAGGAAUAAAGCCAUACACUCGAUCACGACAUUCCUCUCAACUGAAGAAAAUUCAGAGGACAAAGAACUAGAGGGUACGUUACCAUUGUUCAUUCGAGGCAGUCAAAACUUGAGGAAUCAGGUGUAUAAGUAAGAUUUCUUGUGUUCAGUUGUGUAAGCAAAAUACGCAAUAUCCCCCGUUUGUAUCCAGAUUUUACAAAGUUCAAGGCUUCUGGUUCUAACUUAAGAAACCAGAUAAUAUCACAGUUACAGAUAUAUUUUGGGAGUUCGUUUAACCAUUAGAUGUGUUAUAAAGGGGGACAGUUAAUUUUCAAGUUGAAACCUACAUCUCCAGACUUAAAAAAGGCAGAGGUGUUAGGAAAGAGUAAUCACAU